CACUGUCCGAGCACAGACAUCAGCUGCCUCUAGCACCAUGAGGGCCGGCGACUCCACGGUCGCCGUGGACUCUGUCUGGGCCAAGUGCGUCGGGUUCACCUGCUGCCUGGUUGAGCCCACGCGGAGUGGAGGGAGCAGCAGCCCGAGCGUUGGAGAAGCCGGAACCUCGGUGAGGAUCGAGGAGAAAAGUGAGUUGUGAGAUGGCCUCCAACCCAAGAGCGAUGGUCACCUAAUAGCGAGAAGAUGAAGAAGGGCAGGCAAGGGCAGGGAAGGGCAAUGGUUGAUAGGGAAGGGUUAGUUUGUAGAAGUUGCUAGCGACUGCUAGUGAAGUGGGGUCCAACCCAGGAAGUUCAGUUAGAUAUACGCGCUCAGAUUUGUUUCGUUCCCACCAGUGAUUCUCAGAUUGAAGGUCCCUGUCACUCCCUCUCAUUCAUGGUAAGAUUGUGGAAUUUGCAUAGACCCACUGUAGUUGCGCUCCCUUUGGUCGUUGGCCGAAGUCUUCUGAAGUCAAAUCCCACCCCCAGUCAUCCCCAUGUUUUUUUCAGCUCUGCACGGAGUGAAGAGGCAAGGAAUUCUCGCUUUUCAUGUUUUUCACCUGCCAAGCACGGCUGCUUGGGGGCUCUUCAGAACAUGUGCCCUAGACCCUAGAUAUCGAGAGGUACGUGGAAAGAUCAGAUGGAUGGCCUCUCUUCUGGUGGUGCACCGCCGUGGUCUUGCUGGUGAAUGUGAGUUUGGGGAUGGUGGACAUCGAUGUGUCGGUGUCCUCCUACGUGGUGAGGCGCUAUCAGUCUCACAGCGCCCAGGAGGGCCAGUGGCCGAUCUGCGUCCAGCGGCUUUUCAAGCCUUUGCACUUGGCCUUCCGCAUCACUGAGGUCUGGAUGCGACUGCUGGUGCUCGCAGGGCUCAUGCAGAUUCGCUACGAGCUCUUCAACCGGGACGACGUGGUUCUCUCCCUCACGGUGGUGAUCGACUAUGCCAUCGGGGUGAACCUUCUCUUCCGGAAUGCACCGGAGCAGGAAGGAGCACUGGUGCACAUCUUCGCUGGCAUCGGCUUGUUGACGUCUGAUUGCACCCACUUCAUCGACUUGCCCAACUUCGCUUUGGCCGCGCGGCGCAUCAGCCGCCGGUUGGCAUGGCUGCGGUUUGCCCAAGUCUUGCUGCUCUUGGGCCUCUACCAUUGGGUCUUCUGGAACAAGUCGGACGUGCCCUUUGGCGCCGCCUUGCAUUCGAUCCGGUGGAUUUAUGUCACCUCCAUCGUCUACUACUUGAUGAGGUACUCCUUGCCCAUCCGCAGGGUGGGGAGCGACUUGCACACUGCAUCCUUGGAUGGGAACCUGGAUUUGGUCAAGGCGCUUCUGAAGCCUGACCAGAAUGGACAGGUGCUGGACAUCAACGCUGCAUCCAAAGAUGGGCAGAGCAUGACGCCCUUAAUGCUGGCGGCCCAAUGUGGACAUGUCGAUGUCAUGGAGGAGCUUUUGCGGAACGGUGCCAAGGUGGGCGCAAGAACGCAGCUGAGGGAAGAUACGGCGCUGCACUUCGCGGCCAGCUCGCGCAAGGUGGAGGCCUGUCAGAUGCUGAUCCGCCAUGCGGCGGACAUCGACGUGCGCAAUCGCAAGGGGCAGAAGCCGCUGCAGGUCGCCAUGUCCUUGUCGUUGAUGCGGAGGAACGAGCUCAUCCAGCUGUUGACCUCGGGGCUUCCCGCAGGCGAUGAAGGGAGCUUUGCCGCCAGCAACACAUCGGUCAGUGGCAAGAAGCGAGCGACGUAUUACUCGGUGAAGGCUAAGCCGGUGGCCGGUUUGCAACUUAAGAGCCUCUUUCCCAACUUGGAGGAGGAUGACACACCCUCGCCCCGGGUCUUGCAGUCCGUGAGCUCGUUGGUCGUCUCCAAGGCGGCUGGGCCACUGGGCCGACGUGCCUUGAUGCACGAAGAGAACAGCGGCUCCGUCCCCCUGGGCGCCCUCCGCCGCGUGCGGGAGCUGGGCCGUGGCGGCUUCGGGCGAGUCAUCGAGGUGGAGCUCCCCAGGGACGCCGCCAGCAGCAUUUGGCGCCGGCCACGCUCGGCACAGAGGUUUGCCUUGAAGCUACAGCUGAAGCAGGAUCACCGACAAGCCUCCUCGGAGGUCUUGGCCUUGCAACGUGCAGAGCAUCCUUUUAUCGUCCACCUGCAUCGAGCGUUCGCCUUCGACAAGUACUUGGCGCUUCUCUUAGAGCUUUGCCCCACUGAUUUGAAUCGCCUGCUUUGUGAGGAGCCUGGCGAAGAGGGAAGAUACCUGGGCCUGGCACCAGACCGAGUGGCCUUAUACUUGGGCCAGGUGAUGUUGGCUUUGGCCUACUUGCACGAGAGUGACAUCGUGUAUCGCGACGUGAAGCCCGAGAACAUCCUCAUCAAUACCAGAAAUGAGGCGAAGCUCACGGAUUUCGGACUGGCUAAGGUGGUGACGUCUGCAGAGAGGAUGACCAUGUGUGGCACCAUGGGUUUCCUUUCACCCGAGCUCACGGGCGGAGGCGCCAUGACCGGGCCGACGGGCGACUCGGAGGAGGAGGAGGACGGAGAUCCCACACCGGAGUUCAAUCCGUUCAAGACGGAUGCGUACUCCUUUGGGGUGACGCUUCAAGUGUCUCUACUUGGAGAGGACGGAGCUCGACGCAAGACGGUGAAGCGGAAGGGGCCAAUGAUGCUGCCGCUCCACCUCAGCGAGCAAGAGAACGCCGACAUGCUGGCACAGCUGAAGUUGUCCCAGCGGCUCUCAGAGGAGGCCUUCCACCUGCUGGUGGAGAAGUUGCUGCCCUUCUCCCAAGCAAGGCGCUUUGAGCUAAAAAGCCCCGAGGUGAAGAACCAUCCCUUCUUUCAAAAGGAGCUCAAUUGCACCAAUGUCGAAGAGUUCCUCUUGAGCAACUCUGGAGCUCACAAUUAUUCCAGUGUUGUCAUGUCGCCUUCCGUGAUGGGUUGGUCACCUUAGCGCCAUCCGCUGGACUUGUUAUUGAUGGAUGCAUGAGUAUCUGCGGGCGCGGGCGAAGACCAUGGAAGAGAGGAC
Durusdinium trenchii is the source of this 3035-nucleotide messenger RNA. NCBI's taxonomy places the organism in Eukaryota, Dinophyceae, Suessiales, Symbiodiniaceae. The record is from the annotation of a GenBank genome assembly.